CCCACCACCCAAAUCUCCUCCCCAAACAAUAUUUGUUUCUUUGCACGCACUUUCCUUAAACUUAUCAAAUUUGUCUGCUAUCAUAACAAGGAAACAUGAAGAGCUUGUCUACCGGAGUUGUUGGACGUCUAAUGCCUGUUGUUAUCUUCUCCGUGUUUUGUCUACUCUCCAUGCCACCUCAUCAUCAUGCAGAAGCAAGCAUUCAUGGGAAAGCUACUAGAUUUGGGGACAAAACACAAAUGAACCCUAAGGAAGGGGUAAAGGAGGAAGUGGGGAUGGAGUUGUACCCGACAGGGUCGAGCUUGCCCGAUUGUUCACACGCUUGUGGGUCAUGCUUUCCAUGCAAGAGGGUGAUGAUUAGCUUCAAGUGCUCCAUGGCAGAGUCAUGCCCUGUGGUUUACAGAUGCAUGUGUAAAGGCAAAUACUACCACGUGCCUUCCAACUGACACUACAUUUGCAGAAAUGCAUGCACUUUGUUUACUGGUGAAGAGAUUAAUGAUUAUUUUUUUCAGUCUGAUUGAAACGCUUUUAUUGUUCCAAGUGAAGAUGAAAUUCAGCUUGUAAAUAGCAGAAUUGAGUAUUUUGGUUGUGGUACUUCAUUUAAUCACUAGUAGAACUGAGUUUUAUUUUUGUAGC
Molecule: messenger RNA, 636 nt
Organism: Hibiscus syriacus
Lineage: Eukaryota; Viridiplantae; Streptophyta; Magnoliopsida; Malvales; Malvaceae
Product: protein EPIDERMAL PATTERNING FACTOR 2-like
Exons: 3
Coding region: 96-446 (116 amino acids)
Biological process (GO): guard cell differentiation; stomatal complex development
Source: RefSeq, a predicted model, not a curated record